Dovyalis caffra is the source of this 1089-nucleotide messenger RNA. The record is from the annotation of a GenBank genome assembly. NCBI's taxonomy places the organism in Eukaryota, Viridiplantae, Streptophyta, Magnoliopsida, Malpighiales, Salicaceae.
AUGAAUAGUGGUGGUGCAGGAGGGGGUGGGGAAGGUGGAGCAGGAGGGGUGACAGCUGGGGGAAUGGGGACAGGAGUGAUCACAAUGAGGUCACCAUUUACAGUGUCGCAGUGGCAAGAACUGGAACAUCAAGCUUUGAUCUAUAAGUACAUGGUGGCAGGUCUGCCUGUUCCACCUGAUCUUGUGCUCCCUAUUCAGAGGAGCUUUGAGUCCAUUUCUCAUAGAUUCUUCCACCAUCCCACCAUGGGAUAUUGCACUUUCUAUGGCAAGAAGGUGGAUCCGGAGCCAGGUAGAUGCAGGAGGACAGACGGCAAGAAGUGGAGGUGCUCCAAAGAUGCAUAUCCAGACUCCAAAUACUGUGAGCGCCACAUGCACCGUGGCCGCAACCGUUCAAGAAAGCCUGUGGAAUCACAAACCUUGACACAGUCAUCGUCCACCAUGACAUCACUGACUGUUACAGGGAGCAGCAGUGGAACUGGAAGCGUCCAGAACCUUCCACUGCACACAUAUAGUAGUCCCCAGGGCACUGGUUCUGGAACUAACCAAUCCCAUUAUCAUAUGAACUCCAUUCCCUAUGGAAUCCCAACCAAAGAUUACAGGUAUCUUCAAGAACUUAAGCCUGGGGGUGGGGAGCAUAUCUUCUUGUCUGAAGCUUCAGGAAGCAACAGGGGUCUCCAGAUAAACUCACAGCUGGACAAUGCAUGGUCUAUGAUGCAAUCCAGAGUCUCAUCGUUCCCCACUGAGAAAUCAACUGACAACUCUAUGUUGCAAAAUAAUUAUCCCCAGCAUUCAUUUUUCAGUAGUGAUUUCACAGCCAGGGAACCUGUGAAACAAGAUGCGCAGUCUCUUCGACCCUUCUUCGACGAAUGGCCUAAAAACCGGGACACUUGGUCUGCCCUCGAAGAUGAUAGAUCCAACCAGACCUCAUUCUCUACAACUCAGCUGUCGAUAUCCAUUCCCAUGGCCUCAUCUGACUUCUCCACAAGCUGUCGUUCUCCACAAGUCUGGGCCUGCCCAGGAAUGAAUGGGCUUGGAGUCAAGCCUAAGCCUGAGUUUGGGCUGGGACUUAGCCUAUGCAAGCAAGUCUGA